AUGCUGAAGAUAAAUCGGUUGAAAGUGCUUGUGAUCCUGGCCCUGCCAGCAACAGCUCUCAUCUGCUUCUCUCAGCUCCACACUUGUGAGAGUCCCCGGAAGGAGGAGCCGGCCCAGACGCACAUCCUCAUCCUCUCCUCUUGGCGGUCAGGGUCUUCCUUUGUGGGCCAGAUCUUCAGCCAGCAUCCGGACGUCUUCUACCUGAUGGAGCCAGCCUGGCAUGUGUGGGUCACCAUGCACCAGAGUAGCGCCAAGGCGCUGCAGAUGGCGGUGCGAGACCUCGUCCGGUCUGUCUUCAAGUGCGACAUGUCCGUCUUUGAUGCUUACAUGUCUGAGCAGAGGAACCAGAGGGCGCUCUUCCAGUGGGAGGCCAGCCGGGCCCUGUGCUCCCCCCCGGCGUGCCACCUUUUCCAGCGCAGCGACAUCAUCUCCAAACAGGCCUGCAAGACCCUCUGUGGCAAGUACCCUUUCCGCAAGGUAGCACAGGCCUGCAAGACCUACAGCCACGUGGUGCUGAAGGAGGUCCGGCUCUUUAACCUCAAAGCACUCAACUCCCUCUUUGCCGACCCUUCCUUGAACCUCAAGAUCAUUCACUUGGUCCGGGACCCCAGGGCUGUCUUCCGCUCCCGCGAGCACACGGCAGGCGACCUGGCCCAGGACAGCGGCAUUGUGGUGGGGCACAGGAGUGAGCUGAGGAAAACGGAGCCUUAUGCUGUGAUGCGGGAGAUUUGCAAAAGUCACCUUGAGAUGUACACCCAGGGCAGCUGUGCCCUUCCAAGCCACCUCCAGGGCCGCUACCUCUUGGUGCGCUAUGAAGACAUUGUCCGGGACCCCCUAGCCCUGGUUGUCCAGCUGUACAGGUUCGCAGGGCUCCAUUUAAUUCCCCGCCUCCAGUCCUGGGUGCACAACAUCACCCACGGGCACGGUCUUGGCACAGAGGCCUUUGAUGUUGGGUCCCGGGAUGCAGUGAAUGUGUCCCAGGCCUGGAGGAAGACCCUUCCUUAUCCCAAAGUGGCAAAGCUGCAGGAGGCAUGUGAGGAUGCCAUGGGGGUACUGGGCUACAGGCUGGUAAGGUCGGAGGCAGAACAGACAAACAUGUCACUGAGCCUCUUACAUCCUCAGAAGUCCCUUGCCCAGCCGGGAAAAGGGUCACCUCCAGCUUCAGGUUCCUGGAGCUUCCAGAAGCAGGACCUGCCAUGCCAGGCAAGAACCACAUAG
Molecule: messenger RNA, 1218 nt
Organism: Gekko japonicus
Lineage: Eukaryota; Metazoa; Chordata; Lepidosauria; Squamata; Gekkonidae
Product: carbohydrate sulfotransferase 4-like
Exons: 1
Coding region: 1-1218 (405 amino acids)
Biological process (GO): sulfur compound metabolic process; N-acetylglucosamine metabolic process; carbohydrate metabolic process
Cellular component (GO): Golgi membrane
Molecular function (GO): N-acetylglucosamine 6-O-sulfotransferase activity
Source: RefSeq, a predicted model, not a curated record